AAAGCUUCCCGCCUCCCUGAAUAAGCAAGGAGCCAGAUAUGCAACACUAAUUGAAAACCUGCACGAAAGCUUUGUAACCCGGUUCCGUGAUAUACAACUGAAAAGGCCACAGGUUACAUUCCUCGUCGACCCAUUCAACGCGGAGAUGGACUGUUUGAAAGCCCCGCUUGUCACGGAUGAGGCUGCGGCUGAGUUGGAGAUGAUCGAUCUUCGUGAGGAAGACCAACUGAAACCUGUUUUGAGGGCAGGCACCAUUGAGUUUUGGAAAAGUGUGCCAUUGGAAAAAUACCCGAAUGUGAAACGGGCUGCGCUUAAGAUACUGUCAAUGUUUGGGUCAACAUACGUCUGCAAGUCUCUGUUCUCUACCAUGAAACGUGAAGUUAAAGCAUCGUUCUGUUCUGACUGAAACCCAUGUGAAAGAACUGCUUCGAAUGGCAACGAUGGAAUACAAGGCAGAUUUGAAGAGGAUUGUUCAAAGCAAGGAAUAUCAGAAGUCCCACUAAGCAACAUGCAUAUGGGACACCCAGGUCUGCAAUGGCGGUGAAGGAGCGUGUAGAGGCUGUGCUGAAUGUGGGCUUGCGGGUUCCCAGCAUCAUGCUGCUGGAGGUGCUGUACCGCUGGGACGUGAGCUCCUUCUUCCAGAAGAUCCAGAGAAGCAGUAUGAACAAUAACCCCCUCUUCCAGUACAAGUACCUAGCCCUCUACCUGCACUAUGUAGGCUAUAUUCUGAGUCUGGUUUUGCUGACCCUGCCUCGUCAGCGUCUUGUUCAGCUUUACCUGUACGUCCUCACUGCUCUACUGCUUUUUGCUGGACACCAGAUUUCAAGGGACUAUGUACGUGGUGAGCUGGAGUCUGGGUAUGAGGGCCCUCUCUACUUGGAGCCUCUGUCUAUGAACCGUUUCGCCACGGCCCUAAUCUGCCAGCUGGUGGUGUGUACUCUGUGUUCAUGUGUGAUGCAGACCAAACGGAUCUGGCUCUUUUCAGCCCACUUGCUACCCCUGGUGGCCAGAUUGUGUCUUGUGCCUCUGGAGACCAUUGUGUUUGUAAAUCGCUUCGCCAUGAUUUUCACUGGAUUAGAGGUCAUCUACUUCCUAGCCUCAAACCUACUAGUGCCCUUCAACCUUGCCAAAACUGCAUACAGGGAGCUGGCACAGGUGGUGGAGGUGUAUGGGCUCCUGGCCCUUGGCAUGUCCCUGUGGAAUCAGCUUGUUCUGCCAGUGCUAUUCAUGUGCUUCUGGCUAGUUCUGUUUGCUCUGCAGAUUUACACCUAUUUCAGCACUCGAGACCAGCCCACUUCGAGAGAGAGGUUGCUUUUCCUUUUUCUCACCAGUAUUGCGGAGUGCUGUAGUACUCCAUACUCUCUGCUUGGACUGGUGUUCACUGUGUCAUUUGUAGCUCUGGGUGUGCUCACACUCUGCAAGUUCUACCUGCAGGGCUACAGGGCCUUCAUGAAUGACAACACGAUGCACAGGGGAAUGACUGAGGGCAUCACGCUGUUAAUUCUGGCAGUACAGACUGGUCUAAUUGAGCUUCAGGUCAUCCACCGAGCCUUCCUUCUCAGUAUCAUUCUCUUCAUUGUGGUUGCUUCCAUUUUGCAGUCCAUGCUGGAGAUUGCUGACCCCAUAGUGCUGGCACUAGGGGCAUCCAGAGAUAAGAGCUUGUGGAAACACUUCCGUGCAGUCAGUCUGUGCCUGUUUCUCCUCGUAUUCCCAGCUUACAUGUCCUACAUGAUCUGCCAGUUCUUCCACAUGGAUUUCUGGCUUCUCAUCAUCAUCUCCUCCAGCAUCCUUACAUCUUUGCAGGUGUUGGGCACAUUGCUGAUCUAUGUGCUCUUCAUGGUGGAGGAGUUGCGCAAGGUGCCAAUGGAGAACAUGGAUGACGUGAUCUAUUGCGUGAAUGGCACCUACCGGAUGCUGGAGUUUGUGGUGGCUCUGUGUGUAGUAGCAUACGGCGUUUGUGAGACAGUGUUUGGUGAAUGGACUGUGAUGGGCUCCACCAUCGUCCUUGUACACUCCUACUACAACGUGUGGCUGCGAGCACAGCUGGGUUGGCAGAGCUUUUUACUCCGCCGCGAUGCCGUCAACAAGAUCAAGAGCCUGCCUACAGCCUCUGAACAGCAGCUGCAGCAACACAAUGACAUCUGCUCCAUCUGCUAUCAGGACAUGACUUCAGCUGUCAUCACACCAUGUAAUCACUUCUUCCAUGCUGGCUGUUUGAAGAAGUGGCUGUAUGUUCAGGAGGCCUGCCCUCUGUGCCACAGCCAGCUAAAGAGUUCAGCACAGCGGGAGGCAGGUUUGGAUGUGCUGCCACAACCUGAUGUCACUAUCCAGGAGGCCCAGCCAGAGGCACCCAUGCCUGCCUCGACCUCAGCUGAAGUGGAAAAUGGUGAGGAAGGGAAAGUGGAGGCCAACACUCCUGCUGAGACUGAGCUUCCUCUGUCCUCUUUCACAGGUUAAUGGCUGCUCUUGCCAGGCUCUCCAACCAAAAAUGAGCCACACCCCUCUGAUGUCAUAUUGUGUAAAUGCUGGCCAAAGGAGGGGGAUAUUUCUGAAUAUGGAAUUUGGUGGGUAGCAGCAUUUAGUAAUGUGGUAGCUUUAGGACCUGUGCCCAACAGACAUUCUUACAAUCAAAUGCUCCAUAUUAUGUCCUUUGUACUUAUCUGUAAGCCUGUUGCUGCUUUUAUAACUUUCAUUUCUGUUUACUGCAGUGGCAUUUUGCUAAUAGGAAUGCUUGAACACCUAACCCCAAAUACUUAAAAACAUCAGCUUAUAAACCUGAACAACUACUGUCAAUCCAAGGACUACAGUUUCUAGACCUUACCAACCUGAAUGUGACCAUGUGUCCCUUAGACAGUGCAUUGGUGCACCCAAUACAUAUUCACUAGCACGUUUUUAGCAUCCAUAAAUAGCAGUAGCCAUAUGGUAUUCUUUGUGUGUGUGUGUGUGUGUGUAUAUAUAUAUAUAUAUAUAUAUAUAUAUAUAUAUAUAUAUAUAUAUAAUUUUUAUUAUUAUUUUUUAAAACAGUUAUUCCAUGAAAUCAAGUUGUACAUGAGCUGAUGAGCCAUGUACGACGAGAUUGGGUGGAAUAAGUGUUUUAUUAUAUCCACAUUCACUGAAUUUUAUGAAACGGAGCAUUUUUAGUUUUUGCAAAUUCGAUAAAUUAAAACUUUUAUACAAAAUGUCUGACAAAAUAAUUUCCGCUUACAAUGUAAACAAACCGGCGAAAUGACAGUACCAAUUUGUGAAAAAUGCUAUAAGAAUUCUUGAAAAAUAAGCUGCAUUCUUACCAUCAAGUACUUUUAUUCCAUAUUUUGUUGCUUUUUUUGGGGGGGGGGCUGUUAUUUUUGAGAAGUUAUUUCGUCCUUGGGUGGUUCAGCAACACACUCUGCCAUUUUGUUUCUCUACUCAUGGUAUAUAAGCGGAUAGCCUAGUAGUAGGGUAGCCAAUCAGAGCACGCAGUUGCUCAUAUCCAGUGAAUGUGGAUAGGAAAUUAAAGUGUGUAUAUAUAAUAUACACACACACACACAUUUUUUAUAUAUAUAUAUAUAUAUAUAUAUAUAUAUAUAUAUAUAUAUAUAUAUGAGAAUGACAUGAGCAUUUUACUGGGAAAUGCGCCACUUGUAUUUUUCAUGCGAACUACAUCCCCGACCUGAGUAACAUAUUUUCCAAUAUCUUCACUCGUUAGGAUAUCGAUGUCACUUCUAAUGUUUUCCCACUGACUUGAGACACGUUGUCAAAAUGGCGAACCAGUUAAAAAUUAAAAUUCUUUUGAUUAACUUAUGUAUUUUUUUUUGUGGAUGUGUCCAUAUAAUAAAAAGAAUAUUACACAGUGGUGUGAAGAUAUAAAGUUUAUCUUCGAGUGGUGAACAUGUUUCAUGAGUGAGUGCAGCGAACAUGUUCACCACCCAAAGACAAGCUUCAUAUCUUUGCAUCACCGUGUAAUAUCCUCUCUAUAACAAGUGUGUAUGUAUUUGUAUGCCACUGCAUUUGCACUAAUGUAACACAAAAGCAAUGCUCCAAAGUUGUCUUGUCAGGUACCAAAUAUUUUGGUGUGUAUGUGCAUUGAAACAAGUUCUAGAUAUGUUCGUACAUGAUGAUGUAAAUGUCUUUGUAAAACACUUUUUGUCUGUUUUGAUAUGCAAAAGUACAGUAUUAAACAGCACCAGGCUGUGUGAAGUGGCUGAGGCUUUCAUGAGCACUUUAAUGACUUCAGUGUGUGGUCAAAGUGGGAAAAGCUAAAGGCCAUGGAUGUGAACUGGUGACAGUGAUGACAAACUCCCUUUCAUCAGUAUUAUUUGGCAUUUAUUGCAUUUGUGAGCAUGAAUACAUUUAACAAUGUAUGAGCAAACUAAGCAAUGCCACUUUUAUUUAUUAGUUUGCAAUUUGACUUUCUUCAAAAGGACAUGACUUGGAAGGAAAGGAAUUGAAUUUUUUUUUUAAACGGGGGGAUUUUUUAAAAGAAUGUUUCGGACAUAUUUUGCCACUUUAACUGAGAAUGAAGAGCCUGGUCCUUGCAUCAUUCUGAUUGUUCUCUUUGUUGCUAUGUCACUACAUGAAUAUGUGAAAUGAUGUUCUGAGCAAGCUGACUGCUGUUUGGAUUGCAACUGAGCUUCAUAAAAUAUGCCUGAGGUUUGACAAUGAAUGUGAGAAUAAAUCAAAACCUAUCAUCUGAAA
Molecule: messenger RNA, 4674 nt
Organism: Neoarius graeffei (lesser salmon catfish)
Lineage: Eukaryota; Metazoa; Chordata; Actinopteri; Siluriformes; Ariidae
Gene: rnf145a
Product: ring finger protein 145a
Exons: 11
Coding region: 535-2457 (640 amino acids)
Cellular component (GO): endoplasmic reticulum; endomembrane system
Molecular function (GO): ubiquitin protein ligase activity; zinc ion binding
Source: RefSeq, a predicted model, not a curated record